This is a messenger RNA of Staurois parvus, 306 nucleotides long. The record is from the annotation of a GenBank genome assembly. NCBI's taxonomy places the organism in Eukaryota, Metazoa, Chordata, Amphibia, Anura, Ranidae.
UUUGAUCCUUUUUCUUCUCUGUUCCUCCCCUUGUUUAAGCGACCACCUAUUAUCUCCUGAUAAGACAGACUGAAUGGUAGGCAUUUUUCACAUGCUCAGUUUUGUGUGUAUUGCUAGAGAGAGAAGAUGUGAUCAGCACAGGGUCAAUCAGAACUGGUCAGACAGUGGUCAGGGGUUUUGCAUCCUAGAGCAGAAAGAAAACUCCUCUUACAGGAUUUAGCUAGUGCUUGGGUGAACAAUAGAAGAAGCCACAAGACUGCUCUAAUUUCUCAUGAGAAAAGGUAUUUAGCAGUUUAUAUUUACUAA